GCGUGGCACGUACGCAAACAAACACCGCAUCGGAUGGAGCGGAGAGAAACCAAAUCAGCGACACGAGUCCGCAGGUGCUCCUCAUCUUCGCCUUCUACGCGUGGAUGUUCCGCUCCGGCAAGGUGCGGCCGCUUCCUCCUCCUCCGUCGCCGCCACGCCGCUCCGGCUCAGCCUCAUCGGAGGACCGCCUCCGGGACCUCGGGGUCGCCGGCAUCUUCCGCGAGAUCCUCCGCGUCGUCCUCGCCCGGCCCCCGCGCUUCGUCGGCACCGUCGUCACCCUGGCCCUCCACGUCUCCGCGCUCUCGCUCGCGCACGCCACCCUCCUCGCCCGCCUGGACGACGCCUGGGGCUCCCGCUGGGGCGACUUCCUCCUCCUCGCCCUCCUCCAGGCCGCCUGCCUCUGCGUCCUCAUCGUCCUCUCGUGCUCCACCGCCGCCUCCUUCGCCAUCUCCGUCGCGUCCUUCUACUGCUGCGCCCACGACGACGACCGCGCCCGCGAGGCCCUCGUGGAGCGCCUGAUCGAGGAGGCCCGGUGCAGGCGCCUCGCGGAGAACGUCUUCGACGCGCUCGUCAUCGUCCUGCUCUACACCGGCGCCGCCGGGGCCGCCAUGCUCGCGCUCCAGUGGGUCUGGCUCGCCGCCGCGCCGGGAGCCCGCGCGCUGGACUUCAGCCACGCCCGCGACUGGUUCCUCGCCGGGCUGCUCUACAUGGGCGCCGACUACCAGCUGGCCGCGGUUGUGUCGGUGCUGGAGCCCGACGAGCGCGCCAGGAGGUGCUUCAGCAGGAGCAGCGCGCUCCUCGCCGGCAACUUCUGCCCCGCGGCCGGCGUCUUCGCCUUCCUCGUCCACUGCUUCGAGUCCGUGCACGCCGUGUUUGGGUCGCUGGUCCUCGACGGCAGGAUGGGUCUCGGCUUCGGCUUCCAGGUGGCCGCGACGCUCGCGAUGGUGGCGGCCCUGUGCGCGGUGCUCGUAGCGGCCCUGGUGGCGCAUCCUGUGAUUUACUUCGUGUGCAAGGCUUACCACAACGACGCCGUCGACCUCGGGCUAGGAGAGCACGACCCAGCCGACAACAGCAAUGGCGUUCACUAGGAUACCAUCAUAUCUACCCAGUAAAACAAGAUCUGUCAGCCCAGUGCUUAACAUCGAUUUAUACCUGUGUUUGUGUGUGAGAAACUAGUGAACUGAUUAACUGAAAUUUGGUGAGGUUAUUCAGCUAAUUUAUUGGCGUCAGCCUCAAGUCCACAACAAUGGGAGAUCGAGAUUUUUAUAGUUUGUUACCGCGAUUUGUAUGCUGGAUCAGAAAAGAUAAUGCAGAAUUAUAUCAAUAGGUUUUUUUUA
Molecule: messenger RNA, 1337 nt
Organism: Lolium perenne
Lineage: Eukaryota; Viridiplantae; Streptophyta; Magnoliopsida; Poales; Poaceae
Source: RefSeq, a predicted model, not a curated record